AACAACAAAAACGAUUUUAUUUAAAUCCCAGAGUUCAAAGGUUAUGCACAAAUAAAAUGCAUGAAUCAAUUAAUGAUAGUUUGAAAAAUAUCAAUUAUAGGAAUUUCGACUUAUUUAAAGAAUUUUAUAAAAAUAUUAAUGAAUCUGAUGAUUCUACUUUAAAGAGAAAAUGUAUUAAUUCGAAUAAAGAGGUUAUCAAGAAGAUUCGAAUAAAAAAUAAAAAAAAAGUGACUUCCAAACAAAUUGCAGGCAAUAUAUCAGAAAGCGUGACUCAAGAAUUUCAGCCAACCGAUGAGUUGGUGGUAACGAAUUCUAACCAAAAUUGGAAAAAUGAAGUCAAGAAUUCAAAGGUCACUCAAGUUGAGAUGAACCUAUCGAUAUACAAAGUAUGGCAUUUACGAUCGAUGAAAUAUCCAAUCGAUACCUAAUGAGUCUGGCAAAUUUUCUAACGAGUACGGCUAUUGUAGGCUAUAAUUUUUAAAUAUAUUAAUAGUUUAACUCAUUUAUGUUCUAGGAAAACCAUUUUAUGUUUUAAAGGAUAACCUCUUUUC
This is a messenger RNA of Rhizophagus irregularis DAOM 181602=DAOM 197198, 551 nucleotides long. NCBI's taxonomy places the organism in Eukaryota, Fungi, Glomeromycota, Glomeromycetes, Glomerales, Glomeraceae. The record is from RefSeq and is a predicted model, not a curated record.